This is a messenger RNA of Dermatophagoides farinae (American house dust mite), 2313 nucleotides long. The record is from RefSeq and is a predicted model, not a curated record. Lineage: Eukaryota; Metazoa; Arthropoda; Arachnida; Sarcoptiformes; Pyroglyphidae.
CGACAACAUUUUUUUUUCGCCCGUAUAUUUUGCUUCAGGUUUUUUUUUCAUCCAAUUUCAUUAUUAUGUUCAUGUGUAUGAAUGUGUAGACCAGUCAAUUUUCCAUUUUUUUUGUUGUUGUUGUGUUGUUGCUUGAAAUGAUUGGUGUUGUAUAUUCGAUUUAUUUAUUCGACAUAUAUUGAUUCUAUAAUAAAUUGCCAUGCCCGAAAACAUUGUUGUUCAAAAAAAAAUCAAACCUUUAUUUCAAUGGAGAAAAAGAAAUUUCAACAAAAAAUCAAAAUCAAAAUCAAUAAUAUCUAUCCAUCCAUCAAUGAUUAAUCAAUCAAUGAAAAUCGAGCUUCGUAGUAGAAGAAUCGAAUUGUAAAACUAUACAUAUCGAAAUAUAGGUGAUUUAUAAUAAUUUCAAAUGUUUAAUGAUUUUAUAUCAUCAUCUGAAGAAUAUCACCAUCAUCAUCAGACAACUACAACAAUAUGGCAAUCAUCAUCAUCAUCAUCAUCACCGGAUAAUUCCAUUAUCAAUGAUCCAUUAUUUAAUCUAAUUCUCAAAAAUAUUGGACAUAAUCGACAACAACAACAACAACAAAAUGAUACAAAUGGUCAAUCGAAUGAAAUAUCAUCAUCAUUUUAUAAUGUUGAUGUUACAUCUAUGAUGAAUGACAAUGAUGAUGAUGAUGAUGAUCAAACAAUGAACAUUGCAAUAUUGAUUACACUUUCAGUUAUAUUAGUCUGUUUGAUAUUGGCUACAAUAAUAGGAAAUGUAUUUGUCAUAUCUGCCGUAAUAUUGGAACGAUCAUUACGUUCUGUGGGAAAUUAUCUAGUCGUUUCAUUGGCCAUUACAGAUUUAUUGGUCGCAUGUCUUGUUAUGCCAAUUGGUGCCAUUUAUGAGGUGACCGGUGAAUGGCGUAUGGGCAUUAAAUUAUGUGAAUUAUGGACAUUUAUCGAUGUACUUUGCUGUACAACAAGUAUAUUCCAUUUAUUGGCAAUUUCAUGUGAUCGUUUAUGGGCCGUUACAACCGUUGAUUAUAUACAUCGACGUAAAGCAAAACAUGUUUGUGCUGGCAUCACAAUUAUUUGGCUAUUCUCUGCACUAAUAUCAUUUGGUCCAAUGCUUGGUUGGAAAGAUAAUGAAUUUGAACAAAGAAUUGUUGAACGUAAAGAAUGUAUGAUUUCGCAGGAUAUUUCAUAUCAAAUAUUUGCCACAAUAUCAUCAUUUUAUGCUCCAUCAAUUUUAUUAUUAUUACAAUAUUAUAGAAUAUAUCAAGUGGCUAAAGCACGUUUAAAAUUAAAAAAACAACGCUAUCAACAUCGUAUACGGAGACGACCAUCAUUUUAUCGUACACGUAAAGAAUCUGAAUUGAAAGAAUUUCCACGUGUCACACAUCGGAUAUCGAUAAAUGCGAAUGAAGAAUUUUUUAGUACAUCGACUGCCAUCAUAAAUCAACCACCACCAUCAUCAUCCAUAUCAACGGGUGUUUAUUCAUCAUCAACAACAACAAAUACAGAUUAUACAACCAAUACAACAACGACAAAUACGACAACCAAUACAACAUCAUUAUCAAAUGAUCGUACAUCAUCAAUUAUUUCGAUUAGUCCACCGGUUUUCGCUACACUUAAACCACCACCACCACCACCACUACCACAAACACCGGAACCGAAUCCAAUUGUAUCGACAUCAAAACGUUUUUCUAUCGUACAAUUUUUUCAUCCACAACCUGUCGAACAACAAUUCGAUGAUGAUGAUGGUUACGAAGAAGACGAUGAAAUUAAUGAUAAUGAAAGAACAUCGAAUAUUAUCGUUUAUGUUGAUGAUUAUGGUUCAACAAUAUGUAGUAGCUGUGAUCCAACAGAAAAUUGUAGCAGUGGUGGUGGUGGUAAUGAAUUACGAAAAAUCAGUGUUCAUUUACAUCAUCAUCAUCGACAUAAACAUUCAACAUCGAAAAAACAUAAACGACGAAGAAUUAAAAAAUUGAAAUUUAAAAAUAAAAUUCUUCGUUUCGAUAACAACAACAAUAAUAAUAAUAAUGCUGCUGGUGGUGGUGGUAAUAACCAACAACAGAAUCAACAAGAAAGUAAAGCUGCUAAAACAUUGACAAUAAUAACUGGUGUAUUCAUAAUUUGUUGGCUACCAUUUUUUGUUAUCGCAUUAGUAAUGCCAUUAUGUGGUAAUAAUUGUUAUAUAAAUAAAUAUCUAUUCGAUUUUUUCAUCUGGCUUGGUUGGGCAAAUUCAACAUUGAAUCCAUUUCUAUAUACAAUCUUCAGUCCAGAUUUUCGAAAUGCAUUCAAAAAACUUUCAAAACGAAUCAAAGGAUAAAC